This is a messenger RNA of Canariomyces notabilis, 2285 nucleotides long. RefSeq names its product MBOAT-domain-containing protein. Bases 311 to 1963 code for a protein of 550 amino acids. The record is from RefSeq and is a predicted model, not a curated record. Gene Ontology annotation, cellular component: membrane; endoplasmic reticulum. Gene Ontology annotation, biological process: lipid modification; glycerophospholipid biosynthetic process. Gene Ontology annotation, molecular function: 1-acylglycerophosphocholine O-acyltransferase activity; 1-acylglycerol-3-phosphate O-acyltransferase activity. The transcript is spliced from 5 exons. NCBI's taxonomy places the organism in Eukaryota, Fungi, Ascomycota, Sordariomycetes, Sordariales, Chaetomiaceae.
ACCUAACGGCCCGCCAGUGGGCCUGCCCAAAAUCAUCGUUUUCCGGCAUUAGCGACGCGCCGGCCUUUUAAAAGACAGCGCACUUAUCCGACUGCUCGGCCUGAUCCGACAUAUAAAAGUUGCGAUGAAAUACAGCCAGCCCAUCUUAUGAUCUUCUAGAUGUGGUGGAUCUGACCUACACCUGCCUUCGAUUAUUCCUAAUACUGACACCCCAUCUCCGUGAGGGGCGCUGGAUCCCAUUUGGACCUGGUCGACGAUAUUUCGCUGUGAUGGGAUUGCAUAACAAGCCUAUUCUCCAGAUUCCAUCACCAUGAUACCGUUUAUACACACCCCCUUCGUCUACCUGGCGAACAAGAUUGGCGCCGGCCCCGAUGAACUCAAGCUAAUUUUCUCCUUCCUGCUCUCCUACCCGCUUGCCGGCUUGCUGAAACGAGUCCCCGAUGCACGACCCGAGUAUAAGAACCUGUUUUCGCUGAGCAUCUCCAUAUUCUACCUUGUCGGCCUUUUCGACCUAUGGGAUGGUCUUCGAACGAUUCUUAUCUCGGCCGCAGGCGCCUACGCCAUCGCAAAAUUCUUCCGCGGGUCCCCCUACAUGCCAUGGAUCGGCUUCGUCUUCUUGAUGGGCCACAUGAGUGUGAACCAUAUUGCACGGCAAGCCGCAAAUAGCCCCAGCACGGUGGAUAUCACGGGUGCCCAGAUGGUCCUGGUCAUGAAGCUCAGCGCCUUCUGCUGGAACGUGGCCGACGGUGCUCUGCCCGAAGCAGAGUUGUCCGAUUUCCAAAAGGACCGUCGGCUGGUAGACUUGCCUAGUCUUCUCGACUAUGCCGGCUUCGUGUUUUUCUUCCCUAGCUUGAUGGUCGGCCCGGCUUUCGACUUCGCCGAGUACCGUCGCUGGCUCGAUACCUCCAUGUUCGAGAUACCCGCUACCGUGAACCCGGCCCACAAGCCGCCGACUAGACGAAAGCGAAAGAUCCCACGCAGCGGUACUCCGGCCAUGAUAAAGCUUGUGUCUGGCCUGAUAUGGAUCUUUUCUUUUCUAAAACUAUCAGGCUACUACCAUCACGAAGUUUUGCUCGGCGACCGCUACCUCGAGUACGGCUUCCUCCGACGCGUCUUCGUGCUGCACAUGGUCGGCUUCACUGCCCGCACAAAGUACUAUGGCGUCUGGACCUUGACAGAAGGGGCCUGCAUUCUCGCCGGGCUGGGGUACAAAGGGGUGGAUCCGGCGACGGGCAAGGUCUCCUGGGACCGCCUACGAAACAUCAACCCCUGGGAAGUCGAGCUUGCGCAGAACACGCGCGCCUACCUGGGGGGCUGGAACAUCAACACUAACAAUUGGCUGCGUAACUACGUCUAUCUACGCGUCACGCCUCGCGGCAAGAAGCCCGGCUUCCGCGCCACUCUGGCCACCUUCACCACCAGCGCCUUCUGGCAUGGCUUCUACCCGGGAUAUUAUCUCUCCUUCGUUCUGGCGAGCUUCAUCCAGACCGUUGCCAAAAACCUGCGCCGCCACUUGCGGCCGUUCUUCUUCUCCCCGACCAACCCGAACCAACCGCUGCCCUCGAAACGGUACUACGACAUCGCCUCCUGGCUGGUCACGCAGCUGACCUUCUCGUUUGCCGUUGCCCCCUUCAUGCUCCUCACCCUCCCUGCCUCCCUGCAGGCCUGGGCGCGCGUCUACUUCUAUGGCAUCGUCGGCACCGCUGCCCUGACCGCCUUCUUCGCCUCGCCCGCGCGGAAGCACCUGCGCAGGGCGCUCGAAAAGAGGAGUGGGGCUGUUGCCAAGGCCAAUGGGGCUGGUAAGGUCGGUGCCGGGAACGGGGAUGCGCGUGCCGAUGCGAAGCUCAGAUCGCCCAGCUCGGACAGCCUCGCCUCGCGCGAGCCGGUCAUGGGUAUCACCCAGGACUUGGAAAAAGAGCUCGACGACGUGGUGAGUGAGAUUCGCGAGAGGAAAGCUAGGUGAUGAGGAGUUUUUUUAGGCGGUGUGGAUGAUUGAGCAAAGGGGUGAUGUGGCAUGGAGCGGAGUGGGAGCAUCGUUGGAUAGGUAGUAACAUGUCAGUGGAAGCGAGCGAUGUCUCUUGAGAGAGAAUCUGUCGCGUAAUGGAUUUGAAAGAUGAGCGAGCAUCAGCGCUAUGGGCUUAUCUCCUUCGACCCAUAGAAAGGGCAAGUGCCUCUACUUAGAUCUCAAUUCGAUUGAAUAGGUAUCUAUCCGACAGCUAAGCGUCACCAGCUCAUACGGUGAAUAUGUACUUAGUAGUGUAAACAGUUACAUUAUGUCUACAUAG